AUGCCAUUAGUCGAGGCAGCAAUCCUAAUUAAUACCAAACCAGAAGUUGUCCGUCAAUUUUUUUUAAACUAUCAUAAUCAUCAACACUGGAAUCCAUUCAUUAUUUCAAUUAAUAAAUGGACAAACAAAGAAUCAAAAGAGUUAAACAUAGAUGACGAAUUACAAAUUGACUUAAGAUUAAAAGGAACAGACAAUAUAAGUACAUUUUAUCCCAGAGUACUAGAAAAUAAUGAAUCAGAAAUACAAUGGAUUGGAUGCUUGAUCAAUUCAUGGAUUUUUUAUGGUUUACAUACUUUUAAAUUUGAAAUAGUAGAUGAUGAUAAAACAUUAUUUAGUCAAGUGGAAAUAUUUGGUGGAUUAUUAAGUUAUUUUUUUUAUUUAUUUGGAUUGUAUAAUAAGACACGACAAUCAUUUAUUGAAAUGAAUGAAGCUUUAAAAGAUCAAAUUGAGAAUAAAUUAGCAGAAUAA
Messenger RNA from Insectozyma verbasci, 468 nucleotides. Lineage: Eukaryota; Fungi; Ascomycota; Pichiomycetes; Serinales; Debaryomycetaceae. The record is from the annotation of a GenBank genome assembly.